Molecule: messenger RNA, 510 nt
Organism: Zasmidium cellare ATCC 36951
Lineage: Eukaryota; Fungi; Ascomycota; Dothideomycetes; Mycosphaerellales; Mycosphaerellaceae
Exons: 3
Coding region: 1-510 (169 amino acids)
Biological process (GO): protein import into mitochondrial matrix
Cellular component (GO): mitochondrial inner membrane; TIM23 mitochondrial import inner membrane translocase complex
Molecular function (GO): transmembrane protein transporter activity
Source: RefSeq, a predicted model, not a curated record
AUGGGUGAGCGAGGGCAUGGCUUGGAUCACUCAAGAGAUCCGUGUCCCUGGGUGGCACUUUCAGAUUUUGGUGGAGCAUUCUGUAUGGGAGCAAUAGGAGGAGCAGUAUGGCACGGUGUAAAAGGCUUCAGAAACUCACCGUAUGGUGAGCGACGGAUAGGAGCCCUCACAGCGAUAAAAGCCCGCGCUCCAGUCCUCGGUGGUAACUUCGGUGUCUGGGGCGGCAUGUUCAGCACCUUCGACUGCGCCGUAAAAGGCAUCCGCAAGAAGGAAGACCCCUGGAACGCCAUCAUCGCCGGAUUCUUCACAGGAGGCGCCCUCGCCGUACGAGGAGGCCCACGAGCGAUCCGCAACGGCGCCAUCGGCUGCGCCAUCCUCCUAGCCGUCAUCGAAGGCGUCGGCAUCGGUUUCCAGAGAAUGAUGGCCGAGAACACGCGGUUAGAACUCCCACCUCCGCCUCCCAACUCGACGAGCUCGGCAGGAAGUGAAGGGCGGUUAGCAGCUGCUUGA